This is a messenger RNA of Colletotrichum phormii, 449 nucleotides long. RefSeq lists its product as uncharacterized. The record is from RefSeq and is a predicted model, not a curated record. The transcript has a single exon. The coding region runs from base 39 to 296 and encodes 85 amino acids. NCBI's taxonomy places the organism in Eukaryota, Fungi, Ascomycota, Sordariomycetes, Glomerellales, Glomerellaceae.
CACUCGGCAAAUUCCCAUCUCGCCCACCAUAACCAAAAAUGUACCGGCUCUCUCCCAAGGCGACCACUCAGAUCGAGAUCCGAAACCAUUUCGCCCUCUUUCUGUUCGGACUAUUUCCACGAGUGGGCGGCGGGCCUGGGCAAGGUGCCAUUAAGUUUCCCCAUUUCUGUAACCUUACACCAUUGCCAAGAAAGCGAGUUGCUGAAGAUGACCGUAUGACAGGCUGUUUUUGCUCUUUUUGCUCUAUUUUGCUGGAAGGAUUCAUAAACACUGAUGGAUUAGAUCAUCUUAUCUGAUUAUACCCCACCUUUCUAUUCGCGCAGAUCGGCGUGGUCAUCCCAAUCACGGCAUGGUAAGUUGCGUCCGGCGGGGGUGGGAUCAAUAACUUACACAAAGUGAAACCCGCGAAUGUGACCACAUGCGCGGGAACGCUGUGGGAUGAACUUGUU